Messenger RNA from Trichoderma virens Gv29-8, 459 nucleotides. RefSeq lists its product as uncharacterized. Gene Ontology annotation, molecular function: acyltransferase activity, transferring groups other than amino-acyl groups. The annotation marks the transcript as partial. NCBI's taxonomy places the organism in Eukaryota, Fungi, Ascomycota, Sordariomycetes, Hypocreales, Hypocreaceae. The record is from RefSeq and is a predicted model, not a curated record. The transcript has a single exon.
AUCAAAAUCCGUACGACGCUCCCCAGUAUCCCGCCAAUCGACUCUCGCGAUGAAAUACACACUUCGCGGCUCAUAAUCCGAGCACCGCGCAUCUCAGACGUGCCUGCUCUGCACAUACUUCGCAUCCAACAUGAAGCCAUGAAGUAUUCCGCCAAGGGCGCGGACAAGACUCUAGAAGACACACGGCGGAGUCUGGACGAUUUCUUCCCUCCAAACGACAGCAAAACCUACCACUUCCUCAUCUUCGAAAAGGACACGGGAGACUUGGUCGGCAAAGGCGGAAUGCACGGCAUCACAGGACGCAACUUUGGAUGGCCAGAAGUCGGCUACUCUUUCAAGCAGGAAGCAUGGGGCAAAGGAUACGGAACCGAGUUCCUGACGGCCUUCCUCCAGAAUUGGUGGAGUUUGCCUCGCAGCGAGGUGGAGAUUGAGGUUGAUGCGACAAGCCUGGAUGCCGAA